This is a messenger RNA of Neolamprologus brichardi, 794 nucleotides long. The record is from RefSeq and is a predicted model, not a curated record. Lineage: Eukaryota; Metazoa; Chordata; Actinopteri; Cichliformes; Cichlidae.
AUUACACUCAGACUGCACUACUUGUGGGCGGGACCUCUGCAAGCAGUGGUGAUCAUCAUUUUCCUUUGGUAUGAGAUCGGCCCCUCGUGCCUGGCAGGUGUUGCAACAAUUGCAGUUAUGAUGCCGAUACAGACCUGGUUUGGAAAACUCUUCGGCAUCUUCAGGAAAGAAAUCAGUCGGAUAUUAAAGAGCUCCUACUUACGAGGACUCAACAUGGCUUCUUUCUUUGCCAGCAGCAAGCUCAUAAUCUUUGUUACCUUCACGGUCUACACUCUUUUGGGGAACACUAUGACUGCCAGCCAGGUGUUUGUCACCAUGUCCCUGUAUGGUACAAUUAAGGUCACCCUGACCCUGUUCUUUCCUCUGGCCAUUGAGAAGUUGUCAGAGACUGUGGUGAGCAUUCGCAGGAUUAAGAAUUUUCUCCUACUGGAAGAGAUUGAGAGAAAAAACAUUAUGUUGCCUUUGGCGGAAAAGGGGGAAAACUCUAUUGAGAUCGAGAAACUGACCUGCUACUGGGAUAAGAGUUUGGAUGCACCAUCUCUUCAGAAUGUUUCCAUCACAGCAAAGUCACAUCAACUUCUGACUGUAAUCGGACCAGUGGGGGCCGGAAAGGACCUGGAGAUGUUCCCAGAUGGAGACCUGACACUGAUUGGAGACAGAGGAGCCACACUCAGUGGGGGACAGAAAGCUCGUUUAAACCUGGCGAGGGCUGUGUAUGAGGAUGCAGACAUCUACCUCCUGGAUGACCCUUUGAGUGCUGUGGAUGCAGAAGUUGGAAAACAUCUUUUCGACAA